Messenger RNA from Clonostachys rhizophaga, 1659 nucleotides. The record is from the annotation of a GenBank genome assembly. NCBI's taxonomy places the organism in Eukaryota, Fungi, Ascomycota, Sordariomycetes, Hypocreales, Bionectriaceae.
AUGGCUACGCGACUUCCUCACGCUUUCGUGGAUUUUCGUACCAUUCGUGGCAAAGACAAGAUAGCCAAAUACAUCAACGACAACUCGAACAGGUUGAAUCUACGCAAUGUCUGGCGGCGAAAGAGUGGCGUAUACACGCCGCGGAUAGAGGAGCCCGACCCAGCGGCGGGCGUGGAAUGGGCGGAGACCAUGAUCGACUUCGAGACAGAUAUUGGUAGGGGGUCAAGCAUGGUGCGUCUCGUAACUGACGAUGCCGGUAACAACGUCAUUUUUGCUUUGAAUCUAGCCUUGCAGGAGCUCAAGGGACACGAGGAUAACGUCAAGGAGAGACGGCCUCAUGGAGGGAACAAUUCUCUCAAGGGUGGCUCAAUGCAAGGCAAUUGGCAAGAGAGGAGGGAGAGAGAAAAGGAAUUUAACGACGCGGAACCAUUUGUCCUCGUCAUUGGAGCUGGACAAGCCGGUUUAGAAAUUGGCGCUCGGCUUGGGCGUCUUGACGCGCCGACUCUCAUCAUAGACCGCAAUCCUCGUAUUGGAGACAACUGGAGAAACCGCUAUAGAACGCUGGUAACGCACGACCCAGUCAACUACUGCCAUACGCCAUAUCUACCCUUCCCUCCCAAUUGGCCACUGUUCACACCAAAGGACAAGCUCGCAGAUUGGUUUGAGGCUUACGCUAGUAUCAUGGAACUCAAUGUCUGGACAAGCACCACAAUUGAGAGCGCCGAGUACAGCGAGGAGACCAAUUCAUGGACGGUCAGGAUUAUCAGGGGUGACGGUCCGGUAAUUGUUCUAUGCCCACAGCACAUUAUUCUGGCAACGGGCCACUCCGGUGAGCCCUUGGUGCCCAAGUUCAAUGAACAAGAUAAGUUCAGCGGCACAGUCUACCAUACCAGCCAGCACCAAGAUGCGUCGCACGACCCGGAAGAAGGCUCCGGCAACAGUGGCCAUGACAUCUCCCAGAACUUCUACGAGAACGGCGCAGACGUGACGAUGCUGCAGCGCAGCGGAACAUACGUCAUCAGCGUGGAAAAGGGGGUGCACAUGCAGCACAACGGAAUCUACGAUGAGACGGGCCCACCAACCGAGGACGCGGACAUCUAUGAUCAGAGUCUACCUUUGUUAGUGCAGUUUGCACUAAAAGUUCAUCAGACGGCACGGAUUGCCGAAGCGGAGAAGGAAGAACUUGAUGGUCUCCGGAGGGUAGGCUUCGCUCUUAACUUUGGAGUGGACAAUAGCGGCGUGACGAGAUUGUACCUGUGCAAGGGCGGCGGCUACUCGAUUGAUGUCGGGUGCACCAAGCUCAUUAUCGAUGGAAAGAUCAAGGUGCACCAAAGUGUAGAUGGCAUCAGAGAGUUUGAUGAGGGUGGUUUGGUUCUAGCAGAUGGGAAGAGGCUUGACGCGGAUGUGGUAGUGCUAGCCACGGGAUAUGAUAACAUGCGAACAACAGCCAAGAAGAUUCUGGGAGACAAGGUUGCCAACAGGUUGUUGGAUGUGUGGGAUUUGAAUGAUGAAGGAGAAGUCAACGCAAUCUGGAGAUAUAGUGGCCAUCCUGGUUUCUGGUAUAUGGGAGGUAAUCUUGCCUUGUGCCGUAUGUACUCUAAGUUCCUGGCUUUGCAGAUCAAGGCGUCUAAAGAAGGGCUAUACACACUUCCUAUUUGA